AUGGGCAACAAAACACAAGUGGGGGGAGACUUUCCUCAAGGGAAUUUUUUUUUUUGUGGGUUGACCACCACACAGCAUAACGAAGGUAUUAAUGCAGUGUUGAAGAGGAAAGUGAAUGAAAAUAUGAAGUUGUACGACUUUGUUCGAACCAUUGACAUGGCUACUUCAUGGGUUCGACAUGGACAUCUAAAAGGAGAUUAUCAGUGUUUACACACGAAUCCUGUUUUGGGAGUGACAAAUUUGCCUAAAAUAGAAGCAGAGUUAUCUAAAAUCUAUACAAGGAACAUGUUUUACAAAGUUAGACAACAAAUGUCCCGGGAAGGUGAUGACCGAGUUAGUAGUUUGGAAAACGACGAGGAGGGGACUAUUAUGGAACUGCAGAAGUAUGGAGACAAUAGGUAUAGGAGAUUCGUGUAUGUGACAGUUGGGUGUGAUUUUUAUGUUUGUGAGUGCCAACACUUCAUUUCAUUUGGCAUACCAUGUCGUCAUAUAUUCGCAACCAUCAAACGCCUUAAUGUAAUUGAGAUGCCAAAGUCACUUAUAUUGACCCAGUGGACACUAGAAGCUGGGCUGAGUACUACGCAGCCAGAGCCCACCAAUUACCCCGAUAAGGAGUCUGAGGUUACGAGAAGAUUUGGUGAACUUAGUAGUAUUUUAAAUGAAGUAGCGUACCUCAGAAGUCAAAGUCAGGCAGCGUAUAGAGAAGCUACCCUUCAAAUUCAGAGGAUUUGUGUUGGACUGAAGGAAUCAUUGCACAUAGGAGGAGACAUAGGGAAGAGCAAGUUGCCGCUGAGGAGGCAUUCAGAAUUUAAGGUGGCCAAUCCAGACUUCACCAAGACAAAGGGAACAGGGAGGAUGGCCGGGUCUAGAGCAGGUGUUGGGCGGAAGUGCAGUGUCUGCAAAAAAUUAGGCCACAACAAGUUGACAUGUCCAAGCAAAGUCAAGAAAACAGAGAAAGCAGGGGAUCAUGAGGAUUCAGCAUAUGAUGAUGAACAAUCACAAUUGGAGGGAGAAGAAGAUGUGAAUUGGACAGCAGAAACCACCAUGGAUAUGGAACGUAAUGAGAGGGAUGGAACACCAGAGUUGCAGAUUGAUGGGAAUGAGGAAGUAAAUGUUGAAAUGGAAGAGCAUGAAGAGUCUGAGAACAUGAGAAAAUUUAACUUGUGGGGCAGUAUGUGGGCACUUUAA
Messenger RNA from Humulus lupulus (European hop), 1188 nucleotides. Its product is annotated as protein FAR1-RELATED SEQUENCE 1-like. The transcript has a single exon. Gene Ontology annotation, molecular function: nucleic acid binding; zinc ion binding. The coding region runs from base 1 to 1188 and encodes 395 amino acids. Lineage: Eukaryota; Viridiplantae; Streptophyta; Magnoliopsida; Rosales; Cannabaceae. The record is from RefSeq and is a predicted model, not a curated record. Gene Ontology annotation, biological process: regulation of DNA-templated transcription.